Messenger RNA from Capsaspora owczarzaki ATCC 30864, 3299 nucleotides. RefSeq lists its product as hypothetical. Gene Ontology annotation, molecular function: protein binding; transcription corepressor activity. NCBI's taxonomy places the organism in Eukaryota, Filasterea, Ministeriida, Capsasporidae. The record is from RefSeq and is a predicted model, not a curated record. The transcript has 7 exons. The coding region runs from base 171 to 3299 and encodes 1042 amino acids.
UUUUUUUGGCUCAGACUUGUUGUUUAUUUUUUUCUUUGCCAUUUUUGAAUUUUGCGCGCGCCACUCCAAAACUGAAAGCUCGCGAUCGGCACACGCUCUCCACCCAUCACACGCAUCCAGCUAUCGAUCUUGUCGCUUGGGUUCUUUUUUGUUCUGCUUUGAGACAGUGAAUGAGUGCAGGCGGAGGAGGAGGAGGAGGAACGCCCAAGCUGGGUCUGCACGCGCCGCCGCCCCCACAACCAGGCCCACCACCGCCGCCGCCGCCGCCACCACCACAGCAGCAGCAGCAGCAUCAGCAGCAACAUCAUCACAUGCAUCAGACCCAACAGGCGCAGCAACAGCAUUUACAGCAGUUGCAGUUGAUCCAGCAGCAAAUCCAGCUUCAGCAGCAGCUGCAUCAGGACGCCCAGCACUUGCAUCCAUACCAUCAGCAUCAGCACAACCCUAGCAGUAGCACUAGCAGUAGCAAUAGCAAUACCAAUCCCAAUGGCAGCAACAGCAAUGGCAUCAGCAACAGCAGCAAUAGGCAGCCCGUUCAGCGAUCAUUGUCGUCGUCCUCAAUGUCGCUCUCACUCGGGCCUCAGGCUCAAGCACAAGCACAAGCACAGGCUCAGGCUCAGGCUCAGGCUCAGCAGCAGCAGCAUCCUGCGCUGGCUGGGCUGAGCAGCAACAGCAGGAGCAGCAGCACGAGCAGCCGUGCACAGUCGCCGUCCGUCACUCAACCACCGCAGCAGCACCAUGCAUCGUACACCCAACAUCAGCAGCAUCAGCAACAACAUCAGCAGCAUCAGCAGCAUCAACAGCAGACGGGACUGGGACUGGGACCUCCGCCAUCAUCGUCAUCGUCCACUCCAGCAGCAGCAGCAGCAGCAGCAGCAGCAGCCUCGUCCUCAGCCUCAGCGUCGCUGGUGCAUCAGCAUUACCAUCACAUGCAGCAACAACAGCAGCAGCAACAGCAGCAGCAACUCCAGCAGCAGGAGUUUGAUCUUCAGUUGCUGGGCCACCCACAGCCAGGCUUUGCCAUCUCUGCAUCGAUUGACAGCGUCAAGCUACAGCAACUGCAACAACUCCAACACCAGCAUCAGCACCAGCACCAGCACCAGCACCAGCAUCAGCAUCAGCACCAGCAUCAGCAUGCGCAGCACUCGGCGGCGCAGGACGACGCGCUCCAACUCGCUCAACUCCAGCAGCAGCAGCAGCAGCAGCAGCAGCAGCAGCAGCACUUUCAGCAGCCGAUUCCACCGCAGCAACAACAGCAACAGCAACAACAGCAGCAACAGCAACAACAGCAGCAGCGGACGGCAACAGCGCCAUCGCUUAGUCCAUCGUUGCGAACAGCAGGCAGCUCUCAGACAAGUCUGCCGCCUCUGCCUCGGCAAGCGCCUCGUGCCAGCCAACCCGUCGGCAGUCAGACUCCUGGUCAGGCCAUCGACACUGAUCGGAUGUUGAUGCUCUAUGUGCACGACUUUCUGCAAAAGCGCAACCUCCACCGGGCAGCUCAAGCCUUUGCGAUCGAAGCACAAGUGCUCCAAGAGGAAAUGAUUGUCUUUGACGUGCCUGGCGGGUUUUUGGCAGAGUGGUGGGGCGUGUUUUGGGACGUUUUCAACGCUCGCUCAAACAAGCCUGCCUCUUCCAGCGCCAAACCGAGCAAAGUGCGUCAGCUGCUCAACACGGCCAAAGUCCCGGCAGACCCGGCAUUACGAGCCGUUUUCGGUCAGCCGCUCCGCAUUGACGAGUUUGGUCGGCAGAAUUCUUCUGCAGCAGCAGGACCUCUCAACCCUCAGCUGCUCACCACCCUUGGCAAAAGCGGCGGUCUGCUCAACAAUAACUUGCUGCCACCUGGCCGCCGUUCGCUUGGAGGGGGUCCGCUGUCCUCCUUGAGCCCGAGUCAUGACUUUGCUGAGCCCAUGAGCACGGACGAAGCAAACCCGUCUGCCACCUUGUUGUCGAAAGUACCACUCAAUUCGACAACCUCCUCCCAAAUCCAGCUCUUGCAACAACAGAUGCUCCAACAACAGCAACAGCAACUCAUCGACGCCCAUCCGAACAAGCGUGCCAGGGUAGACGACUCGUUCGAUGGAGCUACCAGCGGCGCACGAAUACUCUCGAACAACAACAACAACAACAACAGCAACAACGCUGCCGCUCUGCAUGGGAAUCGUUUGCUGCACGAUCUCCAAUUGCAACACGACGACCUUCAAAUGCAAAACUUUCUAUUGUCGCAACCCAGCAACCCGUUUGGCCCUGCUUCUCACGGUCCCGCUCUGAGUCACAAGUUUGACAGCGCCACUGAUCCGUCGAUUUCCGAGCUGCUCGGUGACGCCCGCCUCCCGAACGAUGACUUUGCCAAAUUGGCUGCGACACCAAACGCAAACUUUGAUUUUACCAACUCGAUGGCUUCCCACAGCAACAGCUCCCUCACAUUGGACGGAACAAUGGACCACCUCGGAAUUCAAACCCUUCGAAAUCCAAGCUCUUCCGACUCUUUCGAGCGCCUGCAGCUUGAUAAGCAGCUCUUGCAGUUUCAGCAAUUACAGCAACUGCAGCAACUGCAGCAAUUGCAGCAACAGCAACAGCAAUUGCACCAACAACAGCAACAACAACAGCAACAACAACAACAACAGCAAUCACAGCAAUUACAGCAACAGCAAUUACAACAACAACCCAACUCGCUCAAAAAUGGAGCAAGCAGCCUCAAUGCUGCUUCGCCGUCUGUUGAGGCAUCAGGACCGAAUUCGACGGCGAAUACCACGGGACGCAGACACUCUCGAGGUGGUGGCGCCAAAGCGGCGAGUCGUCCUCGCGUGACUGCGAAGCGAUCCUUUGAUACCCCGGACGACGACGAACGCGAUGGCACGUGGAAGAGUGGUCAAAAGGAAGGGCGUGCGUCAAAGCGAGCACCCAAAGUGGCCAAGGCGUCUGUCGCAGUUUCAACCCCCAACGAAGCGACAACCUCAUCUUCUGAAGCCGCUCCCGCAGCUCCCGGCCCUACUGAAUCCCCUCCUCGACAACAAGAGGCUUCUGAGGGCGAUAUGGUCGACGAUACAGCUGCUUUUGCCAUCGCGGAAGGCCUCCCAGCCCCGUCAGACGGGUCUAGCCAGCAGGCGAGCGCAGACGAAGAGGGCAACGCCGAUCCGUCGCGUUCUACCCCCUCGGAGAGCAGCGAGAAAACGGAUGCUUCAGCUUGGGAGCUUGGUUUGCCGGAAUCUGCAGCAGCACCAGCUGCAGCCGACCCAUCAGCGCAAGACGAUGGUUUGCUGACUUCUAUGGUACGGGAUCAAUCACUUUCGCUUUGUUGA